UUGUGCUUUCAUCUCUGGUAAGGGCAUUUACCGGACAAGCUAGAUCUAGAUAUCAAAACAGUGACCCGAUUCGAUCGGACUCCUAUAGACCUUGCCUAGCGCCUGCUUGCCCCAUGGACAGGUGUUACUGGUAUGAGCGUGAGCAUGGAGAGCUGGCUCCUGGUGAAAGGGUGCUCUUCCAACAGGGUGGAAUCAGACUCUACGAUGGGGAAGAAAGAACCACGUUUGAGAGUGGCAAUCUCCAGCUGACCACACACCGGCUGAUCUGGGAUGACGAAGACCAGGAGGGCCGUGUAAUAGCGUUUGACCUGGCCCUGGUAACAGCAGCAGAGCACAUUGCCCCAACAUUCACUAAGAGUGCCAAGAUUUUGCUCAAACUGGCAAAGGCUCCAGCCACAAAGCCCCAGGGUCCGUCAGUGAUUGAGAAGGCUGCCUAUAUCAGACUGUCAUUUCGCAAAGGAGGUCAAAAUGAGUGUCUCACUUUGCUGAAGGAAGCUCUAGCCUCUAGACAGUGGGAGAGGAUUGCAGUGGCUCCAGCCAAGGGGGCCCAGCUAAAGAUGAGGUCUGGUAUCAUGGGCAUAGAGCGAGGCAUUGAGAGGAAGCAGAAAGAAACUAACAAAGAGGUCAACGAGGCGUUCAAAGACCUUGAUGCACUCAUUGAUAAGGCUAAGAACAUGGUUGGACUUGUUAAUAAAUUCGCCGCCAAAAUAGAAGAAAAGAAAGGUUCAUUAUCAGAAGAUGAGACUAUCCAGUUCAAGGCGUAUCUACUCAGUGUGGGUAUUGCAAAUCCUGUAACAAAAGAGACCCACGGCUCUGGUUCUGCCUAUCACAAGGAGCUCUCUAAAGAACUGGCGACAUUUCUGGACAAUCCAUUACAGGAGUGCGGAGGAAUGAUGAGUCUCUCUGAUGUCUACUGUCGCUUCAACAGAGCCAGGGGAAUGGAGCUUGUUUCUCCAGAAGACGUGGUGAACGCUUGCAACCAGUUUAAAAGUUUGUCAUUACCCCUAAGAAUGCGCAGAUUUGACAGUGGCGUGCUUGUGGUUCAAUCCCUCUCACACAGUGAGGAGGUCAUCAUUAAAACAACAGCUGAACUGAUUAAGGAGAGUGGGUCUCUGACAGCUGAGGAGCUCUCUAAACACAGUGGAGUGUCCAUCAUGCUAGCAAACGAAAGGCUGUUGGGGACAGAAAAGGUUGGUCUGGUUUGCCGAGACGAUUCAGUGGAGGGACUUCGGUUUUACCCUAAUAGAUUUCUAGAAAUGGACACAUAGAUAUAGCUGCCUAACUCAAGUUGCAUUGUUCUUUUCAUUAUUAUACUUAUGUGUGUAGCUAGUUUCACAUUGUGCAUCAUGUUGUCUCCCAAUUCGA
Halichondria panicea is the source of this 1365-nucleotide messenger RNA. Its product is annotated as vacuolar protein-sorting-associated protein 36-like. Gene Ontology annotation, biological process: protein transport to vacuole involved in ubiquitin-dependent protein catabolic process via the multivesicular body sorting pathway. Bases 114 to 1268 code for a protein of 384 amino acids. The transcript is spliced from 15 exons. Gene Ontology annotation, cellular component: ESCRT II complex; late endosome membrane. Lineage: Eukaryota; Metazoa; Porifera; Demospongiae; Suberitida; Halichondriidae. Gene Ontology annotation, molecular function: ubiquitin binding; phosphatidylinositol-3-phosphate binding. The record is from RefSeq and is a predicted model, not a curated record.